AUGCAGCCUGUCCGCGUACGUGAGGCACGACCAACGCUUUUACCCCUCAUUCGUCUUCUUGCUCCCUGGCAACACCCCGCCUCAUCCUCACCACACAUUCACGAUACUCGGGGACAGCGCCCUGAGAGACUCGGGCUCAGCCAUGCUCGUGGACGUCUGCGGCGCACCAGCAUCAGGCAUUCCCGUCAGGACUCGAUCCCUGAACGCUGCGGUACUACGGAUCUGCCACACUUUAUCCUACACCUCUGGGGGGACACGGUGCAUACGUCAACUCCACGCCUGUCUCGUCCAGAUUCCAGAUCCAUCCGCCCGGACCUGAACUUGGGAAGCCAGAGGCAGCCGACGGGAACGCAGUUUGCGCUGAUAGGCGAUACAAUUGAGCCUACGCGCAAGCUAGGUGGUGCAGUAACGACACGCUGGUUGGUUUUCUGGCUGGGCGUGCCUGCUCACCCAUGCGGACCAACCGCAUAUUCGAUAGGCAUCAGCCAAAGCAAGCCGGAUAUCUAUUCGGCCAAUCGCCGUCGGCUAAUAACCCCCAGCAGCGAGCAAACAGACUUUGCUCCGUCUACUGUGUUGCUGAUCUCAACACUUGCCUCUCACCCUCUUCAGCCAAGCCUUCUGGCUCUUUGA
Colletotrichum orchidophilum is the source of this 630-nucleotide messenger RNA. RefSeq lists its product as uncharacterized. The record is from RefSeq and is a predicted model, not a curated record. The coding region runs from base 1 to 630 and encodes 209 amino acids. The transcript has 2 exons. Lineage: Eukaryota; Fungi; Ascomycota; Sordariomycetes; Glomerellales; Glomerellaceae.